Messenger RNA from Mercenaria mercenaria, 1356 nucleotides. RefSeq names its product calcium load-activated calcium channel-like. The transcript is spliced from 7 exons. The record is from RefSeq and is a predicted model, not a curated record. Lineage: Eukaryota; Metazoa; Mollusca; Bivalvia; Venerida; Veneridae. The coding region runs from base 56 to 601 and encodes 181 amino acids. Gene Ontology annotation, cellular component: endoplasmic reticulum; endoplasmic reticulum membrane; cytoplasm. Gene Ontology annotation, molecular function: calcium channel activity. Gene Ontology annotation, biological process: endoplasmic reticulum calcium ion homeostasis.
AUUUUCAAGUUUCACAGUGUGUCAUUCUAACAAAGCCAGAUUGUCAAAAAAAAAAAUGCUUGCCGAUUGUUUAUUAAUCAUCUUUAUUUCAAUAUGCACAGCUUUUCUAGGAGAAGGGCUAACCUGGCUGCUGGUGUACAGAACAGAGAAAUACAAGAAACUCAAAGCUGAAGUUGAAAAGCAAAGCAAAAAAUUGGAAAAACAGAAAGAAGUAGAAGCAUCUGAUAGAAGUCAGAAAAAGAAAAUUGAAAGACAAGAGGAAAGAUUAAAGAAUAACAACAGAGAUCUGUCCAUGGUGAAGAUGAAGUCCAUGUUUGCCAUUGGUUUUGCUUUCACCAGCUUGCUGAGUAUGUUUAAUUCAAUUUUUGAUGGAAGAGUAGUGGCAAAGCUUCCAUUUGUACCAAUUUCAUUUAUCCAGGGUAUCUCACAUCGAAAUCUAGCCGGAGAGGACUAUACAGACUGUUCAUUUAUAUUUCUGUAUAUAUUGUGUACAAUGUCUAUAAGACAGAAUAUUCAGAAGAUGUUGGGACUUGCCCCAUCAAGGGCAGCCAGUAAACAAGGAGGAGGCUUCUUUUCCCCACCCACCCAGAUGUCAAAGUAAACCAACUUUACAGCAACAGACUCUUUACAUUUUGUUCCUUUUAAAAUUGAUAGACAUUCAAAAUUUGUAAAAUUUUGGUAUUUUCAUGGCACUGAAAAUGAAUUACAAACAACAGAUUGAGAUGUAACCUGUGAUGAAAUGACAAAUAUGCCUAUUAAGUAGGAUCUCUACCAGAUUGUGUAGAGGACAAAACUGCUUGUUCGAGUUUUGGAAGCACACCACUGUUGUCGUGUGAAUGGUAUUAUUUGUUCUGCCUCAGAUGUUUGUUAUGGUCAGGCAGUAUUAUGUUGUAAAAUUAGGUCUUUUACUGUUUCUAAUCCUCAUAUCUUUAAUUAAUGUUUCAUUUUGGAUUUUUGUAUUACACUGCUUAAUCAGGAAAUAAUUUUGUACUUAAUUUUUUAGUCGAGAUUUUAAUACUUGGCUUGUAUGGUAAGUCAAAACUUUAAAAUGUCUAUCAUUUAUCAGAUAUUGCUGUAGCAUGCAGGGGAAUGUUCUUCCUCUUGCUAUUAUCUGUCUGAAGAGAUUUAACUUCUAGAAAAUCUAAUAAUGUGGGGAAAAUGUCAAAAAGAUCAGGAAUUGUGUAAAAAAUCCAAGACCAGAUACAAAAGUGUUUUAACAGCUGCUAUUUUUGCUUUUUAGAAAUACUAAUCAGAUUCAUGAAAAUUGGUUUUCUAAUUUCUAAUUUUACUCUUUUUUUAUCUUUAUUUUAUUCUUGUCUGUAUGAAUACUUCAAAAUAAAAGUCAUAUAAAAUCAA